Messenger RNA from Colletotrichum navitas, 1807 nucleotides. RefSeq names its product 2-nitropropane dioxygenase. Gene Ontology annotation, molecular function: nitronate monooxygenase activity. The record is from RefSeq and is a predicted model, not a curated record. The coding region runs from base 356 to 1474 and encodes 372 amino acids. Lineage: Eukaryota; Fungi; Ascomycota; Sordariomycetes; Glomerellales; Glomerellaceae. The transcript has 3 exons.
GUCCCGCUUCUCGCUUUGUUCUGGGCCUGGUCCUCGGCAUCUUUCCCCAGAUCCACCCCACUGGGCCUCGGCGCCUUGCCUGAAAUAGCUUAGGCGCACAGGUCACAGGCGAACCUCGGUCCAGCAGGGGGCGCAUGGCAACGCUACUCCGCCCCUUCUUCCCCAGAAACCAUGCUUCCUUUGAUGCCGCCAGAACCCUUUAAACCAGAUCCCUUCUCCCCUCCCGAAAACCUUCCGUUCCUCUUCCUCCGUUCGUCCACAAAACCCUGAGUCUAUACCCAGAUUUCCCGUACCGCUUCGCCAUAUCAAUAUACCCAAACCUCCAAGCGUCAGCCCAUACAGUAAAUCAGGCACAAUGGCAUCUCCUCAGCAGAUUCGCACUCCCAUCACCGAUCUUUUCAAGAUCAAGCACCCGAUUCUCCUUGCCGGCAUGAACGUCGCCGCCGGUCCCAGGCUGGCCGCUGCCGUCACCAACGCCGGCGGUCUUGGUGUCAUUGGUGGUGUCGGCUACACGCCGGACAUGCUGAGGGAGCAGAUUGCCGAGCUCAAGGAGUACCUCGACGACAAGAACGCCCCCUUCGGUGUCGAUCUGCUCCUCCCUCAAGUCGGCGGCAGCGCCCGCAAGACCAACUACGAUUACACCAAGGGCAAGCUCAACGAGCUCGUUGACAUUAUUAUUGAGUCUGGCGCCAAGCUGUUCGUUUCCGCCGUCGGUGUCCCCCCCAAGCAGGUUGUCGACAAGCUGCACUCUGCCGGCAUCGUCUACAUGAACAUGAUUGGUCACCCCAAGCAUGUCCAGAAGUGCCUCGAUCUCGGCGUUGACAUCAUUUGCGCUCAGGGUGGUGAGGGUGGUGGUCACACUGGUGACGUUCCCACCACUGUUCUCAUCCCCGCUGUUGUCGACCUUUGCAAGAACCACCGCAGCCCUCUCCUCAAUGGCCCUGUUCAGGUUAUCGCCGCUGGUGGUAUUCACAACGGCCAGCUCCUGGCCGCCGCGCUGAUGAUGGGCGCCGGUGCUGUCUGGGUUGGUACCCGCUUCAUUCUCACUGACGAAGCCGGCGCCCCCGAGGCGCACAAGGAGGCCGUCCGCACCGCUGGCCACGACGACAACAUCAAGACUCUUAUCUUCACCGGCCGUCCCCUGCGUGUCCGAAAGAACCCUUACAUUGAGAACUGGGAGAAUGAGCGCCAGCAGGAGAUCAAGGAGCUCACUGCCAAGGGUAUCAUCCCUUACGAGGCUGACCUCGAGAAGCUCAUGAACUCUGGUGACAGCGAGGGCGGCGGCAGCGACGUAGAUAACAACGCUUCCGAGGUUGACAUUGACGACGCGCUCGACCAGUUCCGCCCCUUCCUCAUGGGCAAGGCUGCCGCUGUCUGCAACGAGAAGAAGCCCGCGAAAGCCGUCGUCGACGAGUUUGUCAACGACGCCGUUGCAUGGCUGCAGAAGGGCAACAAGAUGAUUGCCAAGCUGUAAAUCGGUAAAAGCCUCAUGUUUCUAUUUAUGAGUCGGUCGCAUCUUGGGCGGCGUCAGGGCAUGUCCGGGUCUGGCGCCCACCGAGGGUCUGGAGUUAUGACGCUCAAGUUUUGUAUAUAUCAAUGACGAUCUAGGAUGGAUGACUGCUAGCAUAUCAUGAAUCAUUUACAUAUAUUUCUCCCCCCUUGCUUGUCAAUCAGACUCCCACAUCUGUGCUUCAAUCAAUUUUUUUUUAGACAUGAGCAAAUGCGGUCGGUCAGACGGCGAUGCUAACGGGUGCCUCGGUCCGUGGGUUGUUGUCAUCGCAGUCUUUUGCGCUCAAGUCUCUCGGGC